UUGUACUCCCGCGGUGAGUGUUGUGUGUACGGUAGAGCACGGGCCUCGCCACCCGCCACCGCCGCUAAAUAAGAGUAGGCUAAGCUGUCGCCGAUUGAUAACGCGCUGAAAUAGGUGUGCUAGCUGGGUGUGUGCUGUCCGAGAUGAUCCUGCUGGAGAUCAACAAUCGCGUCGUGGAGGAGACGCUCACCGUCAAGAUCAAGAACUCGCUGGCCGGGGUGAAAAACGACUCGAUCGACGUGACUGUGGCCGACUUCGACGGAGGCCUCUAUCGUAUUUCGAAUGUGAACAACGACAAGACGAAGAUUCGGAUUAGUAUCAGUCUUAAGUUCUACAAAGAACUGCAGGAACACGGCGCCGACGAGUUGCUGAAGCGCGAAUACGGUUCACUGCUAACCGCACCCGAAGACGGCUACAACGUCACAUUGCUGGUCGAUUUGGAGAAUAUCGGCGACAAUUGGCAGGAAACUGUCCGGAAGAUCGGCCUCCUCAAGCGCAACUGCUUCGCAUCCGUCUUCGAGAAGUAUUUCGAUUUUCAGGAGGCAGGAGACGAUGGACAGAAGCGCGCGGUUAUUCAUUAUCGCUGCGAUGAGACACUAUAUGUGGAGGCGAAAGCUGAUAGGGUGACUGUCGUCUUCUCGACGCGGUUUCGCGACGAAGAUGACGUGAUUAUCGGCAAGGUGUUCAUGCAGGAAUUAAAGGAAGGUCUGCGCGCUUCGCAUACAGCGCCACCUGUGCUCUUCAGCCAUCGAGAACCGCCACGUGAGCUUGCCAACACCGACGCUGUCGUGGACAACAAUGUCGGCUAUGUAACAUUCGUACUAUUUCCACGGCAUACGGCGCGCAACACGCGCGAUAACACCAUCAAUUUGAUUCACAUGUUCCGUCACUACUUGCACUAUCAUAUUAAGUGCUCUAAGUCGUACAUUCAUAGUCGGAUGCGGGCCAAGACCUCCGAGUUCCUGAAAGUGCUGAACCGCGCACGCCCAGAGAACAAAUCAACUGACAAGAAGACUAUAACGUGAGUUUCUUGUUUUCAAAUUCAAGAUGGAGACGUUUAUGUUUGAUUUUUACCUUUCAGAGGAGAACAUUCGUCCGACGAGAUUGAUCCAUGUAAUCGGCGACGUUUUUCGCCGCACACAACUUGCAAGCAACAUUGCGCUCUCAUCUAUCGCGCCUUCACUAAACUAUUUAAAGAAGAAAAAGAAAUAACAUUCAAAUCAAUUAGGUUACUAUGUACUAUUUAACUAAUUUCCAGCGCUAUGUUUUUUUCUAAUUGUAUUAAGCGGCACCCAUCUUGUUUCUAUUUUAUUCCUUCAACGAUUUUCUACAAUUUACAUUUUACAUGUACAUAGAGCUGCGGUUUGACACCAAAAAUAACGAUAAACAAUCACGAGACCGAAUUUUAUUAUUAAUAAUUGUACGAGUAUGAGUAUUAAUUUUAGUGUAUUAUUGUGCUGCAAAGAGUCAAUCAUGAUCGCAUGCAAUUCCUUUAAAACUAAUUUGUAAAUAAUGAGUGCUUCCUCUUAUAAUUAUCGUAUUGAUGCUAUAAUUCACCCGGAAUGUAAUUUUCUACUGUUGAUAAUUUUACCUAACCUAGGACACGUACACGCUAGGAAUGCGCAUUUGUGAAGAAACCAUCUAGAAAUGGAACGCGAUGGUUUCUACUUACUGAUAGUUGUGAUGAAUAAAAUUGUUUGAAAAAUGA
Molecule: messenger RNA, 1708 nt
Organism: Dalotia coriaria
Lineage: Eukaryota; Metazoa; Arthropoda; Insecta; Coleoptera; Staphylinidae
Gene: Arpc2
Product: Actin-related protein 2/3 complex, subunit 2
Exons: 4
Coding region: 144-1025 (293 amino acids)
Biological process (GO): Arp2/3 complex-mediated actin nucleation; actin filament polymerization
Cellular component (GO): actin cytoskeleton; Arp2/3 protein complex
Molecular function (GO): structural constituent of cytoskeleton; actin filament binding
Source: RefSeq, a predicted model, not a curated record